AUGUUUGCUCUAAGUACCAGCCACUUGCAACGAAUUUUCAAUAAACUCGACAAAAAUGGUGAUGGAAGGGUGAGUAUCGAUGAGCUUAUGUGGCUUCUUCAAAGAAUAGGUAUCCAUACAUGCAGAGAAGAUGAGCUGGAGUUAUUGCUGGGAAAAACGACUCUUGAUUUCAUCGAUUUCAUGUUCUUUUACUAUGCGAUUAUCAACACGGAUGACAUCAAACGCGAUAGCUUAAUUGACAACGAUCUGCAUAAAGCAUUCGAGGUUUUUGACUCAAAUGGUGAUGGUUUGAUUUCGAGUGAGGAGCUUCAAAAUGCAUUGUCAAGAUUAGGGUUAUGGGAUGAGCACUGCAGCAGCCAGGAUUGUAGAAGUAUCAUCAAUCUGUAUGAUACAAACUCCGACGGAUUUCUUGAUUUCGAGGAGUUUAAGAAUAUGAUGAUGUUUUCAGAAUCCUAG
Molecule: messenger RNA, 456 nt
Organism: Fraxinus pennsylvanica
Lineage: Eukaryota; Viridiplantae; Streptophyta; Magnoliopsida; Lamiales; Oleaceae
Source: the annotation of a GenBank genome assembly